Messenger RNA from Oncorhynchus tshawytscha (Chinook salmon), 8707 nucleotides. RefSeq names its product DNA-binding protein RFX7. Bases 202 to 7569 code for a protein of 2455 amino acids. The record is from RefSeq and is a predicted model, not a curated record. Gene Ontology annotation, molecular function: DNA-binding transcription factor activity, RNA polymerase II-specific; RNA polymerase II cis-regulatory region sequence-specific DNA binding. Gene Ontology annotation, biological process: regulation of transcription by RNA polymerase II. The transcript has 11 exons. Lineage: Eukaryota; Metazoa; Chordata; Actinopteri; Salmoniformes; Salmonidae.
UCUGGAGCCGGAGCCUGCUGCAGGCGCGCUCGCUGAUUGCGGCAGUGGUCAGCUUCUUUCAGCAAAAUAAUCACUUUUUUAACAUUUUUAUUCCCGCAUGCUGUUUUCUUUUCUUUUCUACAUUUCAAGUGCUGUCAAAUCAUAGCCUUAACCGACAUGGUCUAUCGUCGAUCCAGUAGGUUCUCCUAGCUAAAGGGGUGGAUGGUUAUUCAGAGAUUAUACGCUCCUCAUCAUCAAACGGUGGGUACUCCGCUCCGGCGUCAUGCACAGCCACACUGCCAGGGAUGCAGCGCUAUAUCAAGGCAUAUAGAAUCAGGCCUACUUGUUAAACCCCCCCCGACCAAACCACCUCCCCUCAAUGAGAAUAUCGUCGUGAUGGCCAAUGAAGAUGAACAACAACAACAUGGUCAGCUGAAGCUCAACUCGGUAUUGGGCUCUUUUCCAACACUAGUACCAGAACUCCAGGGCCCUGAGGCCAAUGCGUUGCAGUACAAAAUUAAGAAUUCAAUUUGCAAGUCUGUCCAGUCAAAAGUGGACAACAUAUUGCAAGAUGUUGAGAAGUUUACAGACAUCGAAAAACUCUACCUCUACUUGAAGUUGCCUUCUGGUCCCAGCAAUGGCAAUGAUAAAGGCAUCGCUAGGACUGAGAACCAGAGAGCCUCCACUCCGGGACUAUGUGACCAGAGUGGCAUGUCGUCCAGCCGAACACAGCAGAUGUACGCUUUCAACUGGAUCCGCAAUCACCUAGAGGAGCACCCUGAGACAUCACUGCCAAAGCAAGAGGUGUACGACGAGUACAAGAGCUACUGUGACAGUCUUGCCUACCACCCACUGAGUGCUGCAGACUUUGGAAAGAUCAUGAAGAACGUCUUUCCCAACAUGAAGGCUCGCCGCCUGGGCAUGAGAGGCAAAUCUAAAUACUGUUAUAGUGGACUGAGGAAAAAAGCUUUUGUUCACAUGCCCUCUCUGCCCAACCUGGACUUACAUAAAUCAGGCGACGGGUGUGAGUCGAUGGAGCCGUCGUCGGGCCAGUCUCCCAGUGCGGAGGAUGAGAUGCGCUCAGCGGCCUGUGGCUUGGUGUGUGAGUGGGCUCAGAAGGUCCUCAGCAGACAGUUUGAUGCCGUGGAGGACCUGGCUCGCUUCCUGCUCAACAGUCACUACAUAGGAACCAAGUCUAUGGCUGCCCUCACCAUCAUGACUGGGGCUCCCACAGGUCUGAAGACGCCCACGCCAACCUCUGCGUUCGUGCCCACGUCCGAGGCCUCGUCCUUCCAGCCGCAGGUGAAGACGCUGGCCUCUCCCUCGGUGGACGCCAAGCAGCAGCUCCAGAGGAAGACCCAGAAGAAACAGCAGGAGCAGAAGCUCCGGUCCCCCCUGCCUGGAGAGGCCCAGGGACAGAACCAGGCCAGGAGGACCGAGGCCAGCACCCCAGGGCCAGCUAUCCCCUGUGGAAGUCCUGCCCUGCUUUCACCGCAACCUACCAUUGGUAUUGUGGUGGCAACCGUCCCCAGCCCCAUCACGGUCCAGAGGAGCAGGCAGCUGAUGACAUCCCCUAGCCCGGUGGCGUCCGCCGAGGGGAAGGUCAUGCCAACGGUUAACUUCCAGGUGGUCACCCACACCCAGUCUCUGACCCACAGACAGUCCCCUAAAACGCCCCAGAACAUCUCAGCCAGCCCCGUGGGAGACCGCCUGGCUAGGCACAGGUACCCCCAGAUCCUCCCCAAGCCCUCUGCCACGGGGGCCAUCACCCUGCGUUCGCCCCCCACCCUGCUCAUCACCAACAGCCCCAUGAAAACCCACCACGUGAUCCAGCCCCAGCUCAGCUCCCACGUCAACGUGGUCAAGAUGACCGCCAUCUCCCUGACCCCGAGCAACACUAUCAGUACCAGCAGUAACAGUAUGGUCCUCAGGCCAGCUUCAGCCUCGGCCGGGGUGGGAACCACCACCACCUUUACCACCAUCGCUACCAUAGAGGAGGUCCAGCAACAGGGACAGAGCCAGGGAGGCCCCACAGCCACCCCACAAUGCCCUGCAGUACGGCCUGGCGCCCCAGUCUCCACAGUGGCUCCUGAGGCCAUCAUCACUGACAAUAACCCGGGCGUUAAUUCUGGUAAACUGAGCACCAUACAGAAGUCCCCCGGUGGGUCCAAUCGUCCAGAGAGGGCCACUAAGUACCGAGCGUCCAGCGAACCCUCGCUCCUGGUCAUAUGCUCCCCAGGACCUGAAAGAGUUGCCGCCAGGACCAAAAGCUACCCUUCCUCUAGCUCCCCUCCCACCUCUGCCACCAAUGCAGCGACCAAGCAGGACAGCAAUAACAACAGCAGCACCGCCAACUGUCACCAAGAAAGUCCUUUUUAUUUGACUGUUGUGCCCUCGGCCAAUCAGAACACUCCUAGCGUCAGUGGAAAGUCCUCCUCGUCCAAUGGCUUAUCGGCUGUUACCCUAUUGUCUGCUAGAGACUCCUCCUCCUGUGCGUCACGUUCUAUGAGUCCUCGGAAGCGAACCGGCCCUGGUCUGGAUUCCUCCCACGUGAUCCCUGUGAAGCGUGUCUUCAUCUCCCAGCAACCUUUAGGUGUGACCUUUGACCCCAAACCAGUGGUUACCGCCGCUGUCAAGAGGGUCCCAGCCAGACAAAGCACGCCGGCCCGACCGGAGAGCGCCCCCUGUCGAGUGACGGUGAAACAACACCUAGUGCCCACGCAGAUCCUGGCGCCGUCUGACUCGCCCGUCGCGAACGCAGAGAUCUCCUCCUUCUCCUCUCAGACAGUCAGUGUGAAGCCCCAGUCCUCCUCGUUGCUGCUAGUUAAACAGGAAGACCAGUCCUCUCUAACUCCACGUCUCAGCACUGUCAGCAGUCACACCAGCAGCACUGAAGCCUCUGGGACAACCACCACCGCAGUGUCUGAGCAGCAGCAGCAACAACAGCAGAAACAACAGCAACAGGCCUUACUACAGCAGAUCACAGCAGGGACAGUAGGAGCACAGCAACACUCUGUCUCUGUGAUGGCAGUAGGGGCACAGCAACACUCUGAGGUCUCUGCGAUGGCAGUAGGAGCACAGCAACACCCUGAGGUCUCUGGGAUGGCAGUAGGGGCACAGCAACACCCUGAGGUCUCUGGGAUGGCAGUAGGGGCACAGCAACACUCUGUCUCUGUGAUGGCAGUAGGGGCACAGCAACACUCUGUCUCUGUGAUGGCAGUAGGAGCACAGCAACACUCUGAGGUCUCUGUGAUGGCAGUAGGGGCACAGCAACACCCUGUCUCUGUGAUGGCAGUAGGGGCACAGCAACACCCUGAGGUCUCUGUGAUGGCAGUAGGGGCACAGCAACACCCUGUCUCUGUGAUGGCAGUAGGAGCACAACAACACUCUGUCUCUGGGAUGGCAGUAGGAGCACAGCAACACUCUGAGGUCUCUGCGAUGGCAGUAGGAGCACAGCAACACUCUGUCUCUGUGAUGGCAGUAGGGGCACAGCAACACUCUGUCUCUGUGAUGGGGAACAUGACAAGCACAAUGUUGGAAGAGUCAGCUGUAGGAUAUGUGGAGGAGCUGCAGAAACAGGCCUUCACUCAGACUAUCGCAGCAGACCACACCAAGCAGCAGGCCCUGGAUUCUACAGACCAACACCAACUCUCCAACAUCAUGUCCCAGACCUCAGACUCCUCUGAUCAGUUAUCUGGCCUUCACCAGGAGAUGGUGCACUUUGCCUCCUCAGCCUCCCAGCACGGCUCCACCAUGGACUACUUCUCCUUUAACGAUGACGAUAUGACCCAGGACAGCAUAGUGGAGGAACUGGUUCAGAUGGAAGAACAGAUGAAGCUGAAAGGCCUCCAGCCGUUGUUCAGUACCUGUGUGGAUAAUAUCUCUCUCCAGGGCCAGCCUGGGGGCCCCCAGGGGUCCAUCCUCAACACUCACCACCAGGAGGAUAGUUCCUCUUUCUACCAGUCUGCCCAUAGCAGCAUUACCCCUACCCUGACUCCAACCCCUACCCCCACGGAGAUGACUCUCGGUGGGCAUGAGCUGACCAGAGAGAGCCCCUGUUGCCAUCACAGCAUGGCCCCUAUCACGCCCGUGGAGGGGCCUCUAGGAGGACGACACACCCCUAUAAGCGCUCUGUCUAACUGUUCUAGCGGCAUCCCGCCCAGCCCGGUGGAGUGCAGGAACCCGUUUGCCUUCACCCCUAUCAACUCCAGCAUGGCAGGGGGUUACCACGAUGCCUCCGUGGUGUCUGUCUCCUCCAGUCCCAUCAAGCCCAUGCAGAGACCCAUGGCCACGCACCCUGAUAAGGCUAAACUGGAGUGGAUCAACAACCGCUAUAACAGUAGUGGUACUGAAGCUACUGGAGGAGUCGGAGCAGGGUCAGGUUCCGGGGUAUCCAUCUCUAACCACAGCCUUGGUGGACUCCUGCCUAGUUACCAGGAUCUAGUGGAUGACCAUUUCCGUAAGCCGCACGCCUUCGCUGUCCCGGGCCACAGUGGCCAGUGUUUCCAGGCCCAGUCCAGACAGCAGGACGGCAGCCAUUUUGGACAUCUCACCCCCAUCUCUCCGGUGCAACAGCAGUUGACCAGCGUAUCAACCACACCCACCAACACGGCAAGCAAACAGGACGAGAGCUUCGCUGUGCCCGCCCCUUUGGACAGCAAGGGUGGAGCCUUGCCAUCAGGGGGCGGGGCCUUCCGUUGCCGCAGCGUCAGCCCCGCCGUGAGUCAGAUGACCUUCAGCGGUACCGUCACAACCCCCAACGCCGGCACUACCACUCGAUUGGUUGUCUCGCAGUUUAGUUCCCCCAUGACCUCACAGGAAAUACUCAUCAUUCUGUCCAACAGCCAAUCGGUGGGCGGCAACCUCCACAGCAUGGCCCAGCGCAGCCAAUCGGUGCCCUUAAACAUCAUGAUGCAGAGCGUUGUGGAGAUGCAGGGCAUCCAGGGACAAAACCAGAGUAAUGCCACUAAGAUCACCAACGUCCUCCUGAGUAAGAUGGACUCUGACGUAAACGACACUGUGAGGGGCCUGGGCAUCAACAACCUCCCUUCCAACUAUACCGCCCGCAUGAACCUCACCCAGAUGCUGGAGACCCAGUCUCAGAGUCAGACUGUCCCUGGGGGCUUCACCACUGGAGGAGAUGGAGGAGGAGGGGGGAACGCCCACCAGUCUCAGCUGCAGACUGUCAGCUCCAGCCCUGCCUCUUUCGAGCUCCAGCAGCACGGGGGUUAUCUCACCAGUACCGGAGGAGACGGUGGGGAGGUGAGCUUCAACCAAGCACAAUCAGGCCCUGGUGGUGAGGAUGUGGACCUGGAGCUACAGCAGAUCCAGGAGCUUCAGGAGGCCUCAGGACAGCUCCAUCCCCAGCUACUACAAACCCAGGCUAUGCUGCUCCAGGACCCCCAGCUCCAGAAUCCCAAGCUCCACACUCCCCAGGCCCAGCUCCAGAGUCCCCAGCUCCAGAGCCCCCAGCUCCAUACUCCCCAGGCCCAGCUCCACACUCCCCAGGCCCAGCUCCACACUCCCCAGGCCCAGCUCCACAUUCCCCAGGCCCAGCUCCACAUUCCCCAGGCCCAGCUCCACAUUCCCCAGGCCCAGCUCCACAUUCCCCAGGCCCAGCUCCAGAGUCCACACACCCAGCUCCACAUUCCCCACACCCAGCUCCACAUUCCCCACACCCAGCUCCAGAGUCCCCACACCCAGCUCCAGAGUCCCCACACCCAGCUCCAGAGUCCCCACACCCAGCUCCAGAGUCCCCACACCCAGCUCCAGAGUCCCCACACCCAGCUCCAGAGUCCCCAGCUCCAGAGUCCCCAGCUCCAGAGCCCAGCUCCAGAGUCCCCGCACCCAGCUCCAGAGUCCCCGCACCCAGCUCCAGAGUCCCCGCACCCAGCUCCAGAGUCCCCGCGCCCAGCUCCAGAGUCCCCGCGCCCAGCUCCAGAGUCCCCAGGCCCAGCUCCAGAGUCCCCAGCUCCAGAGUCCCCACACCCAGCUCCAGAGUCCCCACACCCAGCUCCAGAGUCCCCAGCUACAGAGUCCCCAGCUACAGAUUCCCCACACCCAGCUCCAGAGUCCCCAGCCCCAGAGUCCCCAGCUCCACAUUCCCCAGGCCCAGCUCCAGAGUCCCCAGCUCCAGAGUCCCCACACCCAGCUCCAGAGUCCUCACACCCAGCUCCAGAGUCCCCACACCCAGCUCCAGAGGCCCCAGCUCCACAUUCCCCAGGCCCAGCUCCAGAGUCCCCAGCUCCAGAGUCCCCACACCCAGCUCCAGAGUCCCCAGCCCCAGAGGCCCCAGCUCCACAUUCCCCACACCCAGCUCCAGAGCCCCCACUCCAGAGUCCCCACACCCAGCUCCAGAGUCCCCACACCCAGCUCCAGAGUCCCCACACCCAGCUCCAGAGUCCCCACACCCAGCUCCAGAGUCCCCAGCUCCAGAGUCCCCAGCUCCAGAGUCCCCAGCUCCAGAGUCCCCAGCUCCAGAGUCCCCAGCUACAGAGUCCCCAGCUACAGUUUCCCCACACCCAGCUCCAGAGUCCCCACACCCAGCUCCAGAGUUCCCAGCUCCAGAGUUCCCAGGCCCAGCUCCACAUUCCCCACACCCAGCUCCAGAGUCCCCAGCCCCAGAGGCCCCAGCUCCACAUUCCCCAUGCCCAGCUCCAGAGUCCCCAGCUCCAGAGUCCCCACACCCAGCUCCAGAGUCCCCACACCCAGCUCCAGAGUCCCCACACCCAGCUCCAGAGUCCCCAGCCCCAGCUCCACAUUCCCCAGGCCCAGCUCCAGAGUCCCCAGCUCCAGAGUCCCCACACCCAGCUCCAGAGUACCCACACCCUGCUCCAGAGUACCCACACCCAGCUCCAGAGUCCCCAGCUACAGAUUCCCCACACCCAGCUCCAUAGUCCCCACACCCAGCUCCAGAGUUCCCAGCUCCAGAGUUCCCAGGCCCAGCUCCACAUUCCCCACACCCAGCUCCAGAGUCCCCACACCCAGCCCCAGAGGCCCCAGCUCCACAUUCCCCAGGCCCAGCUCCAGAGUCCCCAGCUCCAGAGUCCCCAGCUCCAGAGUCCCCAGGCCGGGUUCCGACUCCUCCAGCCCAUCACCACCCAGCAGCAGCAACAACAACAGGAUGAAGAAGACAAGGCACAACAACAGGAUGAAGAAGACAAGGCACAACAACAGCUAGACUUCAGCAACACUGUUAAAGACCUGUUAGGUGACGACGGCCUCAACGUCCACGCUGAAGGCCUCAACGUCCACGCUGAAGGCCUCAACGUCCACGCUGAAGGCCUCAACCCUAGCUCUCAGCUGGUUGGUCAGGUGGCCUCGGAACUCAACGCCGCUGUGGCUUCCGACUUCACCAACGACAUCAGGCUGAUCUCUGACCUCUCCAGUAGCAUCACAGACCUGAACACGUUGGACGCCGACCUGCUGUUCGAUCCGUCCAAUCAGCAGCAAGAACAGUACGAAGACGCCACACUGGAAGAGCUGAAGAACGAUCCUCUGUUUCAGCAGAUAUGUAGUGAUACUGUGAACUCCUCGUUCGACUGGCUGGAGUGCAAAGACCAGCCUACUACCGUAGAGAUGUUGGGCUAAUGAUGUUAUUGUGUGUGAACAAAUUGAAGCUCAUUCCCUUAUAUAGUUUACUAUGGGUCUUUGUCUAUUGGCCCUAGUCAGAAGCAGUGUACAAUAUAGGGACUAGGGUGUGUCAAUUCAGAUACAGACUGGCUUAAAAUAAAUACGUAUAUUUAUGGGGUUUUGUUUUUUUCUUGUUUCGUCAGGGGAAGAAAAAAACUUCUGGACUCUCGGCCGUUUGUCCAGGGAAAAGUGCCAUCCUAACCUGAAUCUCUUUUAUUGUUACGAUAUCUGAAUCACAAACAUUACCUCUUAAUUUCACCUUCCUAUGAAAUCAUCAAUGAGUAUAUUUCAAGUGAGGGAAGAUAUGGUCUGUGAGACGUGGACUGGGAGACGUGGUCAGUGAGACGUGGACUGGGAGACGUGGUCAGCGAGACGUGGUCAGCGAGACGUGGUCAGCGAGACGUGGUCAGCGAGACGUGGUCAGCGAGAUGUGGACUGGGACACGUGGUCAGCGAGACGUGGUCUGCCAGAUGUGGACAGUGAGACGUGGUCUGUGAGACCUGGUCUGCAAGACGUGGUCAGCCAGACGUGGUCUGCCAGACGUGGACAGUGACAUGUGGUCAGUGAGACGUGGUCUGCCAGACGUGGACAGUGAGACGUGGUCAGCGAGACGUGGUCAGCGAGACGUGGACAGUGAGACGCGGUCUGCCAGACGUGGACAGUGAGACGCGGUCUGCCAGACGCGGUCUGCCAGACGUGGUCAGCCAGACGUGGUCUGCCAGACGUGGUCUGUGAGACGUGGUCUGCCAGACGUGGUCUGUGAGACGUGGUCAGUGAGAUGUGGUCUGUGUCUGAAAUGCCAACCGAGGGUUCUGAUCAAGAGUACUGCACUAUAUGGAGUAGGGGUCCAUUUCAGUGGCAGACUUGUUAUUGGGGGUAGAUUUCCCAAGGUACAGUAUAAUGAACAUCACACAGUUAAACCACAUCUUCCUAUGUUGUGUGUACUCAUUCAAUAAUGCAAUAGUUUUAUUCAGAAAUCAUCUAACACAUAGGACAUCUGGCGCAAAAUCACACAAUCACAUAAUCACACAUAAUCACAUAAUCACACUCACAUAAUCACACUCACAUAAUCACACUCACAUAAUCACAUAAUCAC